Egretta garzetta (little egret) is the source of this 942-nucleotide messenger RNA. RefSeq names its product low-density lipoprotein receptor-related protein 1-like. The transcript is spliced from 7 exons. Gene Ontology annotation, molecular function: protein binding; calcium ion binding. The record is from RefSeq and is a predicted model, not a curated record. The annotation marks the transcript as partial. NCBI's taxonomy places the organism in Eukaryota, Metazoa, Chordata, Aves, Pelecaniformes, Ardeidae.
CACCGAAGACGUGCAGCCCUAAACAGUUUGCAUGCAAAGAUCAGAUAACGUGCGUAUCUAAGGGCUGGCGCUGUGACGGGGAAAAGGAUUGUCCGGAUGGCUCGGAUGAAUCGCCCGAGAUAUGUCCCCAGAGCAAGGUGUCUCGGUGCCAGCCCAACGAGCACAACUGCCUGGGCACGGAGCUCUGCAUCCCCAUGAGCAAGCUCUGCGACGGCGUCCACAACUGCUUCGACGGCUCUGCCGAGGGGGCGCACUGCCGGGAGCAAUUAGCAAACUGCACGGCCCUGGCCUGCCAGCACCACUGCGUGCCGACGCUGAGCGGACCCGCCUGCUACUGCAACAACUCCUUCCAGCUGGCCGAGGACAGGAGGAGCUGCAAAGACUUCGACGAAUGCACCAUCUACGGGACCUGCAGCCAGACCUGCACCAACACGGAGGGCUCCUACACCUGCAGCUGCGUGGAAGGAUACCUCCUGCAGCCCGAUAACAGAUCUUGCAAAGCCAAAAAUGAGCCCGUGGACCGUCCUCCCGUGCUGCUCAUUGCCAACUCCCAGAACAUCCUGGCCACCUACCUGAGCGGAGCCCCUGUGCCCAACAUCACCCCCACCAGCGCCAAGCAGACCACAGCCAUGGACUUCAACUACAUUGAAGACACGGUCUGCUGGGUCCACGUGGGCGACAGCGCCUCCCAGACCAUCCUCAAGUGCGCCAAGAUCCCCAACCUGAAGGGCUUCGUGGAAGAGCGCUCCAUCAACAUCUCCCUCAGCCUGCACCAUGUGGAGCAGAUGGCUAUCGACUGGCUCACGGGCAACUUCUACUUCGUGGACGACAUCGACGACAGGAUCUUUGUCUGCAACAAGAAUGGCGUCACCUGCGUCACGCUGCUGGACCUGGAGCUGUACAACCCCAAGGGGAUAGCGCUGGACCCGGCGAUGGGGUAAG